AUGUCAUCUACUGGCAACACUUUUUACCACUGCGAAAACUCUACCAGGCUCAUUGACAAUACCAGCAGCAGUGGUACGGGACUGGCCACCGUGCUGCCGGACUUCGAACGGCCUUUCUGCAAUCAGAAGUUGAACGUUUCACAUUCUAAUUCUUCUUUUGUUGUUUUUGGCUUUCUUCUAGGCUACGGAGAGCUAAAUGGUAACGCAGGAGAAAGGGAAGUGUCAUUAAAGGGCCUGUGCUCUGAUGAAACCACCACCCCGGGAUCCAGGGUACCCAAUGGCAGCCAGCAGCUCGUAGACACCAAUGCGACCCCAAAGCAGACUGUGAAGGCCAAUGCUUUGGGGAAAGCUGGAAUCAAAACCAAGAACUUCGUUCAGAAAAAUAGCAUGGACAAAAAGAAUGAGAAGUCCUACGAAAAUAAACUUAGAGAAAGCCAGUCUUCGGACAAGCCAGAGGGAGUGUCUAUUCCAAACGGUGUGGUAACCAAUAAUUCUAGCUAUAUCACGAAUGGCUACGUAGGCAAAGGGGCCGAUAACGAUGGUAGCGGCUCCGAGAGUGGAUAUACUACGCCUAAAAAACGGAAAGGCAGGCGCAACAGUGCCAAGGGUUGUGAGAACUUAAAUCUAGUACAGGACAAAAUCAUGCAACAGGAGGUCAGUGCACCAACCUUAAAACAGGAACUUGAGAGUUUCAAGCCUGAUUAUAGUGAACAAAAGGGGAACCGAAUUGAAAAUGCUAAGCCUGUUUGGAAAUACGAAGCUGGGGCUAGUGGAGCAGGCCGGGGAAAGCCUGGGCUUGGGGACGUACAGAGAAAAAAUUCUGAUGCCAAACCUGGGAUUAGCAGCAAGAAGUUUGAUGACCGGCCCAAAGGGAAGCACGCAUCGUCGGCUACAUCUAAAGAGGACUCAUGGACCUUAUUUAAACCACCCCCAGUUUUUCCGGUGGACAACAGCAGUGCUAAAAUCGUUCCCAAAAUAAGUUAUGCAAGUAAAGUUAAAGAAAACCUCAACAAAGCAGCUCAAACCCCAUCCACGUCAUCUUCGUCGUCUUCGUCAUCUGCUGGGGAAACUCAGGCCCAAACAUCAAGUCGACUGUCCCAGGUCCCCAUGUCUGCGAUGAAAUCUGUUACUUCUGCUAGCUUCUCGAACGGGCCGAUUCUGGCAGGGACUGAUGGAAGCGUCUAUUCUCCAGGGACCCAGCCACUGCUCUCAACUGCUGCUAGUACCGUACCAUCAACCUCCUCCGAGUCAGUACCACAGGACAUGAGUACAACUUCGACAGCUCUCGAACAAAAGAAAUCUAGCCUUUUUAUCUACCCUUCAAAUAUGCAAACUGUGCUUCUGGGUACAGCGCAGGUCGAUUUCCCAUCGCAGACGAAUCAGCAGAACCUGGGAGAUAUCUUCCAGAAUCAGUGGGGCUUGUCCUUCAUAAACGAGCCCAGCGCCGGACCCGAAACUGUUGUGGGGAAAUCUGCGGAUGAUCAGUUAAUGGAAGUGACAUUUCAAGGGGUUUCACAGUGCGCUGAAAUCAUUCCCUCAGGAACUGAACAACCUGUGUUUCCUAAGGCUUAUGAGCUGGAUAAACGGACUAGCCCUCAAAUUCUUAGUGCUAUCCUUAAGCCUGGGACUGCUGUUGAGGGUGGUGUCUUAGCUUUGGAGUCGCAUCACACAGGUGACCUACAAAAGUCAGACACCGGUAGCCAAGGUGCUUUAGUGUUUCUUUCAAAAGACUAUGAAGUAGAGAAUCCUCUGGCCUCUCCCACGAACAAUUUGCUAGCCUCCGCCAAAGAACAGAGGUACCAGAGAGGCCUAGAAAGGAAAGAUAGCUGGGGUUCUUUUGACCUGAGGGCUGCUAUUAUAUAUCACACUAAAGAAAUGGAAUCGGUUUGGAAUUUGCAGAAGCAAGAUCCCAAAAGGAUAAUCACUUACGAUGAAGCCAUGGAUCGCCCAGAUCAAUGAAGGUAGCAAGACAAGACUGCCUAUUCUAACCUUUCUGCAGCCUUUGUGCUGUUCGUGGGGGACAAAAGGCUUUUAUGCUCCUUCUAAAUCUUCAGUGCAGCAGAAGAACCAUAACUAGAAUCACAGGAUAAUAUAUACAAAUAUAUAUAUAGUUAUUUAAAAAUGGCAACUGAAAGUAAUUAGACUCUUAAGGAAUCUGAAAAUUUAUUUCAACGAGACUACACACGUGAUUAUUUAAUCUCCGGUACUGAAUAGAUUUUUUUCUGUUUUUUUGUUUUGUUUUUGUUUAAAGAGUGAAUGCAAGUGAUUAACGAAUACAGACUCAAUUUACAAGCCCGGUUCUAAAGUUCCUGCUGUUGUCUACGUGGGCAACAGCAACUCACUGGAGAGGCAUUUCCACUUGACAAGGUUUCUGUUUCUCGUUCUGUGACUGUAGUGACACACUAAUCACAGGGAAAUCAGGAUGAUUCACCAUCCUUCAUCUCCCCUUUCCCUUCCACCUCCCCUAUUUGGUUUUUUUUUCUGUUUUGUUUUCCACUGA
This is a messenger RNA of Opisthocomus hoazin, 2500 nucleotides long. The record is from RefSeq and is a predicted model, not a curated record. Lineage: Eukaryota; Metazoa; Chordata; Aves; Opisthocomiformes; Opisthocomidae.